GAGAAGGUUGGCUUAAUGUCAUUGAUUUUAAUGGCAGGCAAGGAAAAUCACAGGAACACUGUGCUUCCCUAAGAACGUCUCCUUUCUACCUCCCUUGCCCUGAGACUUCCCAGUAAAAAGAGUUAUUAGUUUUCUGGCUUGCAAACUCACCUGACCGAGUGCCUGUCUGUUUCUCAUCCCUGAAGAAUCAAAUACAGGGGGAGAGAGAAAGUGUCCGGGCUGCGUUUCAACAAAUGCGAGCCACCCUGGACUCUGAGGAGAGGACGCACCUGCAGAAGCUGCAGACAGAGGAGCAAGGUGUUCUGAAUGGCCUGGCCGAGUCUGAAAAGGAGUUGGCCCAGCAGGCCUGGGAGGUGAGGGAGCUCAUCUCAGAUGUGCGGCACCGGCUGCAGGGGUCCACAGUGGCCAUGCUGCAGGUAAGACUCCCAGGAGUCCCGCUUCUGAGAUUCAGGAGAAUUGGAAAGUGUUUCCUCCUGUCCUGUGCUGCCCUGCUUUUAGUGAUGGAUUUGAAGGACCCUGCGGAAAGGUGUCAGUUAUUGGCUGUGAAGAAACCAAGAACUUUUCCCAAGAAUCAGAGGAUCGUGUUUCAAGCUCCUGAUCUGAAAGGGAUUCUACAACUGCAGCAAGGUGAGUGGAGAGAAAAAAAACUGGGUCUGGGAUUAAGUGAUCAAACAUACUUCAACACCCACUUUAACUUCAGCGUUCUAAGUUAUCAACCUAAACGUGGCUCCUGGGUCAUAGGGCUGCAGGAUAAAUUUAAGAAUAGUGCUUUUGGGGGGUCUGACAGCUCUAAUCCCUGGACUGCGGCCCUUUCCCCAACUGUUCCUCCAAGCCAUGUUGGAGUUUAUCUAGACUCUGAGGCUCUUAGUCUCUCAGUCUACGAUGUGAUAGGCAUGGGUUUCUCAUCUAUGAAUUCUCUCAGUGUUUCUUUUCUGGUGAUGUUUUUCCAUGUCUCAGUCUUGGGGGAAGUUCAGAGCCUAUGACAUUAUGUGGGCCAAACCCUUGAACUUUCUUACACCCGGGAGAGCUACAGUUGACCCUAGAGAAGCCUCAUUUUUAGGUCCCAUUUUUAACACUACUACAGUUUUGCCGUAUACAUUUUCCUGACAAUUUUAGAGUGUUGUGUGUAUGGGUAAUUCGGGUAUUACCACAUAUUGGUCCGUAUAAAAUACUUUGUGGGAAUCAGACUACCCUUUGUAAAAAAUAAAAUAAUGAAAUAAUAAUG
Chinchilla lanigera (long-tailed chinchilla) is the source of this 1225-nucleotide messenger RNA. RefSeq names its product tripartite motif-containing protein 5-like. The coding region runs from base 234 to 983 and encodes 249 amino acids. The transcript is spliced from 4 exons. The record is from RefSeq and is a predicted model, not a curated record. Lineage: Eukaryota; Metazoa; Chordata; Mammalia; Rodentia; Chinchillidae.